Molecule: messenger RNA, 1942 nt
Organism: Folsomia candida
Lineage: Eukaryota; Metazoa; Arthropoda; Collembola; Entomobryomorpha; Isotomidae
Product: phospholipid scramblase 2
Exons: 6
Coding region: 861-1835 (324 amino acids)
Biological process (GO): plasma membrane phospholipid scrambling
Cellular component (GO): plasma membrane
Molecular function (GO): phospholipid scramblase activity
Source: RefSeq, a predicted model, not a curated record
AUUCGUCCAGAAUUGGCAAGUAUGUACCUAAAAUGUAGUGCAAACAGCAGGUGCAGCUAAAUUCAUACAUACACUACAACUAUACAUACUACGUUACUGUCAAAAAUUUUAGGGUCACGCUAUUCAUCAUCAUCAUAUGAAUGUAGGUACAUACGUAUGUAUUUUGUACCCACAUGUGGGUGUCGUCGUCCCAUAAAGAAAGUGAAAGUAAACCAUACAUGCUGGCCGGAUUUAUUGGUAACGUUCCUUCCUUACAAACUCAUACACCUUUCACCCAUCCACUGCCUACCGAAAACCAAGCUGAGCUGCUGCUGAAGUAAAUAUGCAUGAAAAUAAGUGGAAUCUUGUUUCAAACAAAAUGUAGGUCAUGCAGUCAACCCACCGCACAUAAAAAGGUUACUUAACAUUGAAACACUUUCACUUCCUUUGCCCAUUAAAGUGUAAAAAGUGAGGCGUGUGCAUAUUUACACUUAUCGCCAAGAGAUCGUAAUGUGCAGGAAUGAAGUAACAGUUAGUUUGUUUCGGUAAAUCUGAAGGAAACCGCUAAUUCGCUCCCUCUUCGUGGUUAGUUAGUGGGAAAAUUCUUCCGUAUUUUGAAUCCAGGUCACUGUUAACUAGUAUCCCGGCAUCACCCACACACACUCACAUAUUGUUCACAAUAAGAGUGAACAAUAUGGCAUGACAAAUUGGUAGUGGGACAGUGCAGACCUGACCUAAAAUAAAUUGAGGGAAAGUAUGUACUACUUUCCAGUUUUUGUGAAUUAUUGCUUUUAGUCGGUCGUGGCAGGUCAGGACGAGAGAAAGUGACAAGCAAUUCGGGCUGGAAUUUCCAAAAAUACUGAAAAUUAUAUUUUCUCGGGAUGAAUUGUAACUCGAUUUUUCCAAGCACGCCGGCACCUGCACCGGCGCAAGAAAUUGCAGCACGAUUCUGCAUGGAAAAUUCAAAUUCGCCGGAUUAUGAAAAAAUCAAAGAACUCGAAGUUUUCAACUCGUACGAUCAGUUAUUAAUUCGUCGAAGCGUGGAUGAUCGGGAUAAAGGAAAACUAAAUGUUCCAAACUGCUACGAGGUAACGACAAGAACGGGUCAGCCCAUCUUUAAAGUGGUCCAAACAAUGGAUGCACCUCCAAAUGAGCGGCCCUCCUCCUCAAAACCAUUCAAACUCAGCAUUUUUGACAUGAGAUCGGGAAACGAGCUGCUUAAACUUGUCGCAAAACAGGGAGCCGACUCCGUGGUCGUGCACGCGCGACAGAAGCACGUUGAGUAUCACGGGAUUGGAAAAAUCCUGCGAAUUCGAGAAGGAAACGGAAUCCGAGGACCGAACUACAACGUUCGCGGAAGUUCUGGAAAAGUCGUCCUCAAAGUGAACGGAGGUUGUUGUCUUCUCUACAAAAAGACGACUUUCGACAUCUGCACGGCCGAUAACGCCAACUCGUAUGGAAAAAUAUGCAAGGAGACGGAGGAUGAAGAUAAGCGCUAUCACCGUCGCCCAAACAUGGCGAUUGACGACGUCGUCUACAAGAUCCGGUUCCCCAUCGAUAUUUCCAUGGUCAGCAAGGCCCUCAUUCUGGCUACAGCGUUGGUCGUGGACUACGAUUACUUUGACUGCGGCGCAAAAGAGGCACGGACCGACUUUCUCCUCAUGUCGGGUUGCCUGGCGUUUGUCGCAUUUAUCAUUUUACUCAUCGUGGUCGUCCUCACGGUCAGUGUGAGCACAAAGCUGGCACAUCUCUCGUCAAAGUACGGCAGUAAUGGGACGACGAGUAAUGAGUUGGAUCGUCAAUUUGAGCUGAUUGACACUGCAGCCCCGUCCAAACCAAAUCAACAUGUUUAUUAGAUGCGGAGUUAAAUCAAUUAUUGCCUAACAUUGUAAAUAUUAUGUGUGCAUGUCGUGUCGUGUCUCCCUAAAUAAAUAAAUUCUUAACUUCUCUUUGAAUUACUUAA